AUCCUAUUGAUUUUAUCCCGCCUCUAAUUAAAUACUAUUUGGGCGGACUAUUGUAAACAAUGUCAAAUAAAGUGGAUAAACUGCACAAACAGGCUUUACGGGAGCAUCAGAAUCGUAUAAAACCGGGAGAAUGCAUGAAAUAUAUACGAAUGAUUAUAGAUGCCGGUUUUCUGGGCAUUCCCGUGGGUCAGGAGAUGCUCCAACUAUUGAAUGGCACCGACUUGAAAUAUGAAAUUAGGAGUUUGCCUGUAAGCUUUUGCAUUUUGUGGGAACGCAAUGUUGGACAGCAGACCAUUGCUUUGGAAAACAGUCCUACCGGCCUAGACGAAGCCUGGAAACAGGAAAAUCAAGUGGUCCAAUGGCUUUCUGAAUUCAAUUUCCAAAAGGCCGUUAAGGAUCAAAGUCUUGUUUGUUUGGGACCCCGGCUACAGGCCUCAUUUCCGGAUUGUCAAUACACAGUGGCAUUACCAAAAGUGCGACACGGCAAGCACAGCAGUUCAGUCGGCCAGGAUGCUUUGAUAGAGAUGCAGUUGCUUCAGGAGCUUCAUAUAGAGCAAAUGAAUCGUCCCGAAAGUCAUGAUCUGGUGGCAAUGCUCAAGCGUUACACAAAAGCCAUAGCUGAAGCACCAUACAAAAAACAACGAAACGAAACGCUGAAUUGCUUUAAAAAGUAUCUGGCCAACGAUAAGAAACAGUGCGUACGAGUAGAUCAGGGAAAUGGAUACGGACGUCUCUGGCAGCAGCAUCUAAAUCGAUUGCCAUUGGUCACUUUAGAGGUGGCCGAGUCAAUCAUAGCCCAGUAUCCCUGCCCCAAGAAACUUGUUGAACAUUUUUCCAAUGACCCUACAGCUGUGCAAAGUCUUUCCGACUUAAAGAUAAAACGAUGCAAUGGACCUCUACCUCUUCACACAGAACGACGUAUCGGAAACGUUCUCAGUAACAAACUCUAUACGCUCUAUAACGCUAAGGAUCCAAAUACUCUAAUUUAGUUUAUAAAAUCUAAAAUCAUCACAAUAAAAAGUUAAAAUCGCAUUAAU
Messenger RNA from Drosophila eugracilis, 1037 nucleotides. RefSeq names its product crossover junction endonuclease EME1 (gene mms4). Gene Ontology annotation, biological process: mitotic intra-S DNA damage checkpoint signaling; resolution of meiotic recombination intermediates; double-strand break repair. Lineage: Eukaryota; Metazoa; Arthropoda; Insecta; Diptera; Drosophilidae. Gene Ontology annotation, cellular component: nucleus; Holliday junction resolvase complex. Gene Ontology annotation, molecular function: DNA binding; nuclease activity. The record is from RefSeq and is a predicted model, not a curated record. Bases 60 to 989 code for a protein of 309 amino acids. The transcript has a single exon.